AACUUCCCGUCAGUCAUUUUGUUCUGUGGCUGUAUUUUCACGGUCGUCGAAAUCUUAAAAAAUCUUUGUCAUCGAUAGGUUUUAUUUAAAGUGACAUUAUGAGUUCUCGAAUGCCUGAAUUAGGCUCGAAAAUAAGCCUAAUAUCUAAAGCUGACAUCCGUUAUGAAGGCCGACUUUUUACCGUCGAUCCCCAAGAAUGUACCAUCGCUCUGGCUAGCGUUCGAUCCUUUGGUACUGAGGAUCGUGAGACACAGUACCCUGUAGCACCCCAGAGCCAAGUGUAUGACUACAUCCUCUUCCGUGGAUCCGACAUCAAGGACAUCAGUGUGGUCAACAAUGUGCAGUCCUUGCCAAAUGAUCCUGCCAUUAUGCAGAUGUCGGUGCCACCAUCGCUUGGAGGUGGCCAGGCCCCGCCAGGCCAAUUUGCGGGGCAGUUCGCUCAUCCAGUUGUUGGUCAGACGCAGUACGCCCAAUACCAUCCAAUGGCAGGGUUCCCGGGCAGUGUUCAUGCUCCAAUCAACAAGACCAGUGAGUUGUCUCCACAAACAUCGGUGGAGCUAGUCCUGCAGCCCCAACCUGUGACUGCUCCAAUCGGAUCAGGGGUGGCACACCACUCCCAUCAAGUGAAAGACCAAGGUUCUAUGCUUGACCUUAUUGGUGGGUCUCAGCAAAAUGCUUCACGCUCUGGAACUCCUGCUGUUGGUGGCCACCGAAAGAGCCCUACUGCAGAUCAAGGAACUCAGCAGGUGGGGUCCGUUGCGGGAGGCUCGGGCCAACAGCGGGACAGCCGUCGUGGCAGUAGCUCUGGAGCAGGCGGUCAGAAGCAACAACCCAACCGCAAUAGGACAAAUUCGCGUAACCGACAGCGGUAUCCGAGUGGCGGUGCCAACACGGCCCCCGGACCCCAGCAGCAUCAGCAGCCCCAGCACCAGAAUGCUCAACUCCAACAAGGCCAAGGUCAUCACCAUCACCAGCCUGGUCAAGGGUAUGCACGAGGCGGUUGGAGAGGACGGCCGCGCGGUCGUGGGCGCGGGUUCGUACAGCGGAACAAGAACACUCUUAAAUUUGAUAAUGACUACGACUUUGAACAAGCAAAUACUGAGUUUGAGGAGCUGCGCAGCCAACUUGCGAAGACUAAGAUUUCUGAUGGGGAAGUAAAGACAGAGGGUGCUGAGGUGGAUAAGAAGGAUGAUUCUGGAAAUGAGACUGGCGCUGGCGAGGCGGAGCUUGAAGAUGAUGGUUUCGCUGGAUACGAUAGGAAGAAGAGCUUUUUCGACAGCAUCUCCUGCGAGGCUGUUGAAAGGUCGAAGGGUCGCAGCCAGCGAACAGACUGGAGAACGGAGCGUAAGCUGAACGCAGAGACGUUCGGCGUUGCGAUGGCGCGGCGCGGUGCGUGGCGUGGACGGCCGGGCUGGCGACACCAGCCGCACCACAACCCGCACCACCAGCCUAUGUCGUACUUCCCCAGCUGGAGGCCGAUGCGUGGUGGCGGCCGCGGUCGCCCCAACCCCUCCAACCCCAACGUGAACGCCAACGGCAGCCGCCAGCCCAGGAACAGCGCGCCCUCCGCCAGCGCCGCGCCCGCGCCGCCCUCCGCACACUCCUUUCUUUUUCUUCCGAUUGUCAAGAUGGGUAUCGACAUCAACCAUAAACACGACAGGAAAGUUAGGCGCACCGAAGUCAAGUCUCAGGAUGUUUACUUGAGAUUGUUAGUAAAACUAUACAGAUACUUGGCUAGGCGUACAAAUGCCAAGUUUAACCAGAUCAUUUUGCGGCGUCUGUUCAUGAGCCGCAUCAACCGGCCUCCAAUCUCACUAUCGAGACUGGCCCGUCACAUGAAGAGGCCUACCCGUGAAGGUCUGAUCGCCGUUGUUGUUGGAACUGUUACCAACGAUGUGAGGCUUUACACGGUCCCCAAACUGACAGUGGCCGCACUCCACGUUACUGAGAAAGCACGCGCUCGCAUCUUGGCUGCUGGAGGAGAAAUCCUAACGUUCGACCAAUUGGCACUUCGCGCUCCCACUGGCCGUAAGACCGUGCUGGUUCAAGGUCGCCGCAAUGCACGUGAAGCAGUCCGUCACUUUGGCCCUGCACCAGGUGCUCCACGCUCGCACACGAAACCUUAUGUGCGUUCAAAGGGACACGAGCGCGCACGGCCAAGCCGUCGCUCCAACGUGUAAUCUUUAAAUAUAAGGAGUACAACCUAA
Molecule: messenger RNA, 2207 nt
Organism: Achroia grisella
Lineage: Eukaryota; Metazoa; Arthropoda; Insecta; Lepidoptera; Pyralidae
Gene: RpL18
Product: protein LSM14 homolog B
Exons: 12
Coding region: 99-2180 (693 amino acids)
Biological process (GO): P-body assembly; cytoplasmic stress granule assembly; translation
Cellular component (GO): P-body; ribosome
Molecular function (GO): mRNA binding; structural constituent of ribosome
Source: RefSeq, a predicted model, not a curated record